Molecule: messenger RNA, 3292 nt
Organism: Microplitis demolitor
Lineage: Eukaryota; Metazoa; Arthropoda; Insecta; Hymenoptera; Braconidae
Gene: NLG-4
Product: neuroligin-4, X-linked
Exons: 13
Coding region: 438-3218 (926 amino acids)
Biological process (GO): chemical synaptic transmission; presynaptic membrane assembly; neuron cell-cell adhesion
Cellular component (GO): cell surface; postsynaptic membrane; synapse
Molecular function (GO): neurexin family protein binding; signaling receptor activity
Source: RefSeq, a predicted model, not a curated record
ACAAUAAUCGAGAGCUAGUAAGAUUGAUGAGCUAGUAACCAUGGUCAGAAGUAAUUAGUGAGCCGAGCUCAACUCGUCGCUUAAAUAUCCGGUACGUGUUCAAGUGGAAACGGAAGUAAUUAGGCGAUGAAAUUAACUUUCAGAUGGCAAGGAGGCAUUGGGUGAACAGGGGUAGUAGUGCCAGUGGUGAUAGUGGCGGCGAUAGUAGUUAUAGCAGUAGGAUAGGGUGGAUAGGUAAUUUUCGACACGUAGAGAUGUAGAAUAAUCAUCAAGGUGCCAAUCGAACUCUAGAAUGAGAAGCGAAACUUUACGGUUUAACUUGGCUUCAGGACGGGUUCAUUGCUAUUCGGUAAUUAUCGAUUAUCGCGCUAAUAAAAUCCGGUGUUUGUCAUUGAGAAUUUUGUAAAGUUUAUGAAAAAUAUAUAUCUGAGUAUCUGAUGAUUGGAACGAGAUACAAAAUGGGAUUUUUUGUUAUUAUUAUUUUUUUAAUCGCAACGCCUAUUGUCUCGUCGCUGUCAGUUAAGACGAAAUUAAAUCCACGGCUAGUACAAUUGCGUAAUGGGAAGAUUCAAGGCUUGAUUCAGUCCUUCGAGAACAAGCCGCUCAAACCAGUGGAUGUUUAUUUGGGAAUACCGUACGCCACACCACCAAUUGGGGGCGACAGAUUCUCACCGACUAAAGCUCCCAGCCCUUGGGACGGAGUUAGACUCGCUCAUUCAAUUGGUCCAGUUUGUCCUCAAAGACUUCCCGACAUUAGCAACGAGGCGGCGGCGUUGGAACGAAUGCCACGAGGUCGUCUUGAGUAUUUAAAAAGACUUCUACCUCAUCUUCAAAACCAGAGCGAAGACUGUCUCUACUUAAAUAUCUACGCUCCUGCCAUGGCCGGAAUGUCAGACAGCGGCAAGAGGCAUCCGGUACUUUUAUAUAUCCACGGCGAGAGCUAUGAUUGGGGAAGCGGAAAUCCAUACGACGGCAGCGUCCUUGCGAGCUACACUGACCAAGUUGUUGUAACGAUCAACUACCGGCUCGGCGUACUGGGCUUUCUUAAUGCCAACAUUUCGCCACAUACAAAAGCACGGGUGGCAAAUUACGGUCUUAUGGAUCAACUGGCUGCACUUCACUGGGUACAAGAGAACAUUGCCCUCUUUGGCGGUGAUCCCGGUAACGUAACACUCAUGGGUCACGGCACUGGUGCUGCGUGCGUCAAUUUUCUCGCCAUCAGCCCCACCGUCAUUUCCGGUCUUUUUAAGAGAGCCAUUUUACUGUCAGGCAGCGCCUUGUCGUCCUGGGCAGUUGUAGAAGAUCCAGUAACGUACGCCGUAAAACUAGCGAAAGCAGUAAACUGUUCUGUACCAUCGGAUCUUCUGAAAGAGCAUGAGCUGAUCGUGGAUUGUCUACGUGAAACUCAGCUCAAGGAUCUCAUGUCAGCGGACAUACAAGCGCCGACUUUUCUCAGUGCUUUCGGACCCAGUGUCGACGGGGUUGUCAUAAAACCAGAUUUUCACAAGGAUCUUCUUUCCUAUCUCGGUCCAGAGUUCCAAGGAUCCGGACAACUUCCAAAAAGAAAUGAUCCUGGAACGCCAAUCACCAGUAACAACAAGUAUGAUCUAUUGUUCGGCGUAACAACAAGUGAGGCAUUGUGGAGAUUCGCUGAAAAAGACGUGCAAGCCGGUUUUGAGGGUGAAAGACGAGACAGAAUAAUACGUACUUAUGUAAGGAAUGCCUACACGUAUCACCUCACGGAAAUAUUUUAUACAAUCGUGAACGAGUAUACUGAGUGGGAACGAACAAUGCAGCAUCCAUCAAACACGAGAGACGGAUGCGUACGUGCAUUGAGUGACGCACAAUUCGUAGCGCCACUUGUACAAACUGGUGAUCUUUUUACACUUCGUCACACACGACAACCAAAUAAUCCUCACAUUACGCCAAUUCCUGACAGCGAAAAAGAACCAAUGCCCAAAACAUAUUUCUACGUAUUUGAUUUUCAAACCAAGGACGGCGAUUAUCCAGAGAAAAUGGGAACCGUCCAUGGAGAAGAAUUGCCUUAUGUUUUUGGAGCGCCACUUGUAGAUGGGUUUGGAUAUUUUCGAAGAUCUAAUUACACUAAAUCCGAUAUGACUAUGUCUGAAAGUCUUAUUCAAGCGUUUGCUAACUUCGUCAAGUCUGGAAAUCCGAACGCCUAUGACCAUCAUAGAAAUGAUGCACAAAUGAUUAUCACCAAAGACAAGAAUAAAUUUCGUUCAAUAAACUGGGAACAGUAUGACCCGGUCCAUCAAAAAUAUUUAGAAAUCACAAAAAAACCCUCAAUGAAAAAUCACUACCGCGCUCAUCAGUUAUCUGUGUGGUUAAGACUCGUACCGGAAUUACACAGAGCCGGAAUGGAAGACGUCGAGCCGAGACACAAUCUUUUCCGUGGUCACGGUGAUCCUAAUCUGUAUGAUGGCUCAGUACGUCCUGAUCCUCUCAGUAGAAUUGGCGAAGAAUAUAGACGUAGAAAUAUAACAACAGAAAUACCAACAACCACUGAUUACAGUAUCACGACUUGUGUCAGUCUUAUCCAGAGCACAAAUCUUCAGAAUGUUCAUAAUACUAGCUCAGAUACUCUUGCAUCAUUGGACGCUGCUGGAUAUGCAGCUUACUCAACAGCUUUAAGUGUAACAAUAGCAAUAGGUUGUAGUCUAUUGAUUUUAAAUGUCCUAAUAUUUGCUGGAGUGUAUUAUCAACGUGACAAAACACGAUUAGAAGUUAAGAGUAUGCAACAACAACAAAUGAUGAACCAGCAAUGUGGCCCAAGGGGAUUUACAGAACUAAAACAACCGCCGUUGCCGCAUUCACACUUUGGAGAAGGCGGUCAAGUUGUUGUGGAUGUCGAAAAUGAAAUGUUAAGGCGAAACGUAACAAAAGUAUCGAAUGACUCUGGACUUAUGCAACAAGCACAAAGUACCCACACACUGCCACAUCAUCAUCAUCAUCAUUAUCAGAAACAACCGCACCCAGGUCACGCUACAUUACCGCGAUCGUCAGUUAUCCAUGAUAUGGGAUUACCACGUGGUGUAGACAGUCUCAAUUGUCCGCCAAAUGGUUCUAUUCAUCUGACAGUACCGCGAGCACCACCGCCACCGAGAACAAAAAGUCCACCCGAAAACCAGCCACUGUUGCAGAGUGGACAAGUCUUAAAUCGUACAACCCAAGGGAGCAUGACUGAAAUGAGAGUGUGAUGUAUGGACUCCCCUCCGAGGCCAGUCGUACCGGAUGUGCUGACGGCGUCGACCUUACUAUAGAGAGAAACUCG